Molecule: messenger RNA, 1857 nt
Organism: Acipenser ruthenus (sterlet)
Lineage: Eukaryota; Metazoa; Chordata; Actinopteri; Acipenseriformes; Acipenseridae
Product: enoyl-[acyl-carrier-protein] reductase, mitochondrial-like
Exons: 8
Coding region: 95-931 (278 amino acids)
Biological process (GO): fatty acid metabolic process
Cellular component (GO): mitochondrion
Molecular function (GO): trans-2-enoyl-CoA reductase (NADPH) activity
Source: RefSeq, a predicted model, not a curated record
AGGGUCUAAUGCUGUACAGAUUUGUCCUAAUUCCUCUCCCAGGCUAGAGAGACUGGCACUCCCUGAGCUGGGCGUUUCAGACGUUCAUGUAAAGAUGCUGGCAGCGCCGGUGAACCCGUCAGAUAUAAACAUGGUGCAAGGUACCUAUGCUAUCCUACCAGAGCUCCCGGCAGUGGGAGGCAACGAGGGGGUGGGGCAGGUGCUUGAAGUGGGCAGUCAGGUGACCUCGUUGAGAGCUGGUGAUUGGGUGAUUCCGCAAGAUGCUGGACUUGGCACGUGGAGGACGGAGGCAGUGCUGAAUGAGGGGACUCUGGCUGCGGUCCCCAGUGGCGUCCCCCUGCUGUGUGCGGCCUCGCUGAGCGUGAAUCCCUGCACUGCCUUCAGGAUGCUGUCCGACUUUGAGAUCCUGCAGCCAGGGGACUGUGUGAUCCAGAACGCAGCUAACAGUGGAGUGGGGCAGGCUGUCAUUCAGAUUGCAGCCACCAGGGGGAUCCAUACCAUCAAUAUCGUCAGAGACAGACCGGACCUUCAUAAGCUGACCGAGCGGCUGAAGUCCCUGGGUGCAGAUCACGUGAUUACUGAAGACACGCUGAGGAAGCCUGAAAUGAAGGAGCUGUUCAAGAAAGUGCCUCGGCCCAGACUGGCCCUGAAUUGUGUGGGAGGGAAGAGUGCUACAGAGCUGCUGAGACACUUGCAUGCCCUGAUCUUCAAGGAUGUGAAGCUGAGGGGGUUCUGGGUGACCCAGUGGAAGAGAGACCAUGCACACGACAGACAGAAGGUGCAGGCGAUGAUUUCUGCGCUGUGUCAGCUGUUUCUCCAGGGCAAACUGAGCGCUCCGGCCAGCACAGAGGUCCCGUUCCGGGAUUACCAGACUGCUGUCCAGGACUCCAUGAAGCCCUUUGUGUCCGCCAAGCAGAUCCUGGUCAUGUGACCAGCUGUGAGGUCAAGCUGGGCACCUGAAUGUAGCAUCACUUUCCAUUUUUCAAACUGGCAUUUCAACAAAUGAUUCACAGGUCCUGUUAUCUAAACAUGAUGGAAUACCUUCUGUGAACUCAGUAAAGCUGUUGGAGACUCUGAUAAGGCUUUGGCAUCAUGAACUGAGAAUCCAAACCUACAUUGUCAAAUGCCAAGGCAGGCAGUGAAGACCCAGGCAGGCUACAGCAGUCGGAUUCAGUAUGUUUAGAAAGUCUUUGGACUAUGUUAAGAAAUACUAAAGGAAACUAAAAUUCAGUGCCAAAUGUUUCAACUAGUGUUUAAUAGUGAAUAUAAAAUAUAUCAUUAAACUUCAGAAUGCAGUCAUUUUAUAAAUUGGGAUUUCAUGAAUGCAGUUCAUAGUGUCGUUAUGUAUUUUAUUUUUUAUCACACAAGUAGUCUGGUUUUCGGUGUUGGGAUUUUGACAAGUGUCCAGAGUUGCUGUGAUAAAUCACUGGCGUUUUAGAGGGAUGUAUUUGUUUGAGAUGGGUAUUCUAUUGAAACAUCCUGAAACCUCAAUUAAGCAACAGCUUACAUUUGUUGUAAAUUAGUAAUGUUUCAAUAAACCACCUAAUUUGGUUUAAAAACCAAUCCAUUCUUCUAAGUGUGAUUUAUUUUAGACACUAAAUAAACACAGAAAAUCAGACACCCUACAGAUAUGUGAGACACUUCUUCACACAGAGAGUGGGGAGGGGAUGGAAUGGGUUUCCUGGUCAUGGUGUUGAGGCUGAAUCACUUGGAUCCUUUUUUUAUUGACAAAUUCAUUCAUUAACACGUCACGCGGGACCUAUUUAAAGUUUGAAGUUAAAUGUCAUGAAAGGUCAUGAAAGCAUCAUGUGAUUUCCUUGGAAAUCGGGAAAUACUAAAAAUGAGCAGGGCACUAGG